GGUAGCUAAGCUAACGUUACCGGAGGCCUCACAGUAACUGGCAGCAGAUCAGCCGGAUUUUUUUUAAUCAAAGUAUCGCUAUAGAGAGGGCGACGAACACCCGUUUAUGAAUCUGCCUGAGAACAGUUAAAACCUUUAAAAUAUGGUGGUUCUCAAAAUUCGAGACCAGCCUGCUCUGCUGAAAGCCAUUUUCAACGUGGACCCAGAUGAAGUACGCUCCCUCAUAUUCAAGAAAGAGGAUGUUAACACGCAGGACAAUGAGAAACGAACCCCGCUGCAUGCUGCUGCCUAUCUUGGAGAUGCAGAAAUUAUAGAGCUGCUGAUUCUGUCAGGAGCCAGAGUAAAUGCCAAAGAUAACAAGUGGCUCACUCCUCUACACCGGGCUGUGGCUUCUUGCAGUGAGGAGGCUGUCCAGGUGCUACUGAAGCACUCGGCUGAUGUAAACGCCCGAGACAAGAACUGGCAGACGCCGCUGCACAUUGCUGCAGCCAACAAGGCAGUCCGCUGUGCCGAGGCGCUGGUCCCCCUCCUCAGUAAUGUCAAUGUGUCGGACAGGGCAGGCCGCACGGCACUGCACCAUGCAGCCUUCAGCGGUCAUCUAGAGAUGGUGAGGCUGCUACUUUCCAGAGGAGCAAACAUCAAUGCUUUCGACAAGAAGGAUCGCCGUGCAAUCCACUGGGCAGCUUACAUGGGGCACAUUGAAGUAGUAAAGCUCCUAGCGUCCCACGGUGCCGAGGUGGCAUGCAAGGAUAAGAAGUCCUACACGCCUCUGCAUGCAGCAGCCUCCAGUGGAAUGAUCAGCGUUGUUAAAUACCUCCUAGACCUGGGGGUGGAUAUCAAUGAGCCAAAUGCAUACGGCAACACCCCGCUCCACGUGGCCUGCUACAACGGGCAGGACGUAGUGGUGAAUGAGCUGAUAGAGUGCGGGGCAAACGUCAACCAGGUGAAUGAGAAGGGCUUCGCCCCCCUCCACUUCACAGCUGCCUCACGCCAUGGGGCGCUCUGCCUGGAGCUCCUGGUGUGCACUGGGGCGGAUGUCAACAUCAAGAGUAAAGAUGGCAAGACUCCCCUCCACAUGACUGCCAUCCACGGACGCUUUUCAAGGUCACAAGUUGUCAUUGAAAAUGGUGCUGAGAUUGACUGUGAAGACAAGAAUGGAAACACACCACUGCACAUCGCGGCGCGGUAUGGCCACGAGCUCCUUAUCAACACCCUCAUCACCAAUGGGGCUGACACAGCCAAACGAGGAGUCCACGGAAUGUUCCCCCUGCACCUGGCUGCUCUUAGCGGGUUCUCCGACUGCUGCCGGAAGCUCUUGUCCUCAGGCUUUGAUAUCGACACUCCCGAUGACUUUGGCAGGACCUGUUUACAUGCUGCUGCUGCUGGAGGAAACCUGGAAUGUCUCAAUCUUCUCCUGAACACAGGGGCAGACUUCAACCGAAAGGACAGCUUUGGCAGGACCCCUCUUCAUUACGCUGCUGCCAACUGUAAUUACCAGUGCCUGUUCGCUCUGGUGGGCUCUGGGGCCAGUGUCAACGACCUGGAUGAGAGGGGCUGCACUCCUCUGCACUAUGCUGCUGCCUCUGACACAGAUGGAAAGUGCCUGGAAUAUUUAUUGCGGAAUGAUGCGAAUCCAGGGAUCCGAGAAAAUCAGGGCUACAACGCUGUGCACUAUGCCUCCGCAUAUGGACAUCGCCUCUGCCUGGAGCUGAUUGCAAGUGAAACGCCUCUAGACGUGCUAAUGGAAACCUCAGGGACAGACAUCCUGAAUGAUUCUGACGUCAGAGCCCCCAUCAGCCCCCUGCACCUAGCUGCAUACCACGGCCACCACCAUGCCAUGGAGGUCCUGGUGCAGUCCCUGCUCGACCUGGACGUGAGAAACAGCCAGGGGCGCACACCGCUGGACCUGGCUGCCUUUAAGGGACACGUGGAAUGUGUGGAUGUUCUCAUCAACCAGGGAGCCUCCAUCCUGGUCAAAGACUUCACCUUGAAGCGGACCCCCAUCCACGCUGCAGCCACUAACGGACAUUCAGAAUGUUUACGUUUACUGAUCGGAAAUGCUGACCUCCAAAGUGCGGUGGACAUUCAAGACGGCAAUGGGCAAACCCCUCUGAUGCUGUCGGUGCUGAGCGGACACACGGACUGUGUCUACUUUCUGCUCAACAAGGGAGCCAAUGUAGAAGCCAAAGACAAGUGGGGCAGAACAGCACUCCAUAGAGGAGCGGUUACUGGUCAUGAGGAAUGUGUGGAGGCCUUGCUGCAGCACAGCGCCAACUUCCUGGUCCGAGACUGUAAGGGACGUACCCCGAUUCACCUGGCAGUGGCGUGCGGACACAUCGGCGUGCUGGGGGGCCUGCUGCAUGCCGCCCAGUCAGUGGAAACGCUUUCUAACCUCACAGACAACCAAGGCUAUACCCCUCUGCACUGGGCCUGCUACAACGGUCACGAUACCUGUGUGGAGGUCCUGCUGGAACAGGAGGUUUUCCACAAAACUGAGGGUAACUCCUUCAGCCCCCUUCACUGUGCUGUGAUCCAUGAUAAUGAAGGUGCUGCUGAAAUGCUAAUAGACACUUUGGGCUCAGCCAUUGUCAACACAACCGAUGCUAAAAACCGGACCCCCCUGCAUGCGGCAGCUUUCACCGACCACGUGGAGUGUCUGCAGCUGUUGCUGGGCCACAACGCUCAGGUCAACUGUGUGGACAUCACAGGGAAGACCCCACUCAUGAUGGCUGCUGAGAAUGGCCAGACCAAUGCAGUUGAGCUAUUGGUGAGCAGCGCAAAAGCAGAUCUUACCCUGCAGGACUCGGUCAAGAACACUGCACUUCAUCUUGCCUGCAGUAAGGGACAUGAAACCAGUGCCUUGUUGAUAUUGGAGAAGAUUACGGACAGGAACCUCAUCAACGCCACUAACGCAGCCUUACAGACGCCUCUGCAUGUUGCUGCGAGAAAUGGUCUGACUGUGGUGGUGCAAGAGCUGCUCGCAAAGGGGGCCAGUGUACUUGCAGUUGAUGAAAACGGUUACACACCUGCCUUGGCCUGCGCACCCAACAAAGAUGUGGCGGACUGCCUGGCCCUCAUCCUGGCCACCAUGAUGCCUGUGUCCCCCUGCACCCCGGCGCCCACCAUCCCUUUCAGUGCCAUUAACCACUACACCGCCAGCCCCUCCAAGAGCGUCACCUUCGACAGCCUGCCGGCGCUGCGAGGUGAGCACAGCUCCUACUGCAGCUUCAACAACAUUGGCCACCACGACGGCUUCUACAAGGAUGAGGAGCUCAAUGAUUCAGACUCAGAGACCUACUGAGGGGGGUGUGGGGGGGACAGCCCUACGGGAGACAGAAGGAGAGAUCGAAAGUGAGUGAGAGUGCGAUAAAUACAGUCGACACACGCACACACACAUUGUGUCUUAAACCACCGCUGCCAGUUUGGGGAGGGCUGAGAAGAGCUGAGCCCACACAGGAGCCAACCACCCAGAGGAGAAAGAGAGAGAGAGAGAGGUGCAGCAGGCUGGCCCACGCUCAUCCCGACCUCAUCCAGCACCAGGUGUCCUUUCAGCAGAUACUGAACUCUUCAGCUAGCUGCUGCUUAAACCAGCCCCGACAGGCUCUUCAGUGCUAGAGACUCCACGUGUUGGGUGGUUAGUUGUUUUGUUUUGUUUUGUUUUUUUAAUGGCAAUAACAAGUCAAAAAGAGAAGUAGUAGCAAUUCACUGAGAGCAUAACGGACAGGGACCAAAAAGAUGUGAAAGCGUUUUAAGCCAGUUUUACAUGUGUAAACGGGACUGAGAAUUCAAUCGGUUUAAAAUAAAGCAAAAGCAGCUGAGUUUGAUCGUUCUACGUUUCAUCAGGAUUUCGAGGAGGCUGUUUUCCACACACUACGAUAGUCAGAAGGCACUUAUAUUUGAAGUUUAUAAUUCACAAAGGGGGGGGGUCAUUUAUUUUUAAGAUCUAACUUUUUAAUAAGCCCAUAUUCAUGUCUUAAACUCUUUGCCCUCCCAAAAAAAAAAAACCCUACAAAUCAUCAUAUAUGAUGAAUUGAAAAAAAAAGAAAAGAAUCAGAAUGUGCAAAAGGUUGUCUUUAAGUUAAUCAGCUGUACUUUUGUGUAUUGGAUUUUUAAUUGUGGUCUAGUCGUUCAUGAAUAAAUUAUUUGUUCCACUUUCGGAUCCAUUUAUGUCAUCAUUUGGUGCCUUCAUCUGUUACUGAGGGGAGAUCGGUGUGACGGGGCAGCUGUAAAAGUAAAGGAUGCACACUCUUGGUAAGUUCUGCAUUUGUGAGAAGCACUGACAAUAUUGAGGCAUAUUAGACUCAGCUUGCUUUGUGAGGACAAACACUGUAAGCCUAUGGUAAGGACAGCAUUUGAUUUUUCUUCUAUCUUGGAAAAAAAAUAUAUAUUUUUGCUCUUGUAUUAAUCAUUGUACAUUGAUAGGUUUUGCUUGCUUUAACCAACAACAACAAAAAAAUGAAAGAAAAAGAAACCACUCAAUCCUACGAUUGCCUAUUCAAAACCCUGUUUGUCUGUUUUAAAAGAUCAUUUUAACUGGAAAAAUGGACAAUACGUUUGCUAGCUUCAUCAGAAAAGAGAUUUUCUUUUUUUUGUUUGUUUCCUUGCUUUUCCUUUAAGAGGGGGUGAAACUAGCAUGUACAUAUGAAAAUUGUGACUGUGAAUUCAAUGCUCUUAAGAAUUAUGAAUUCUUUCAGUACCGGAGAUUGCUGU
Molecule: messenger RNA, 4710 nt
Organism: Lampris incognitus (smalleye Pacific opah)
Lineage: Eukaryota; Metazoa; Chordata; Actinopteri; Lampriformes; Lampridae
Gene: ankrd28b
Product: ankyrin repeat domain 28b
Exons: 28
Coding region: 143-3301 (1052 amino acids)
Cellular component (GO): cytoplasm
Molecular function (GO): protein binding
Source: RefSeq, a predicted model, not a curated record